GGUAGUUCUUGGCUCUGGAAUCAAUAAAAUAACCUCAUCUGAUGGAUUCUAUGUUGAUAUGACCUCACCAAUAUUUGACCCAGAUGUCAUGACCCAGAUAUAUAUAGAUGUAUCACAAGGAGAAUUUACACCAGUGGUUUACCAGGCUUCCAAUAGUACCAUUAAAGCAUUCUGGAGAUGUUUGGACGAGGAAAGUUCUGUUAAGGAAAGUUUCUGGGCUAUUGGUAAUACAACAGGUGGAGAAGAAUUACAAGCCUUUACAUCUGUAGGACUGAAUGCUUCAGCUAUAAACAGUUCAUUUGAAGGCAUAUUACAGCAUAACCAUACAUACUAUGUAUCAAUCAGAUGUGUAAAUGGUGGAGGACAGGCAACACAAUGGAAUGAUACUACAGGUGUGACUGUCUUAUUGGAACCACCAUUGGUAGAUGAUAUAAACAAUACAAUACCAGGAGCUACUGAAUUCCCUCACCCUGUUACACCCUCUGAUGCAAAGGAAAGUACAGAUCCUACUAGUAUAGGGUUUACCUUUUCAGUCAGUGAGGAUAAAUCUGUUACCAGAUAUGAUAUGUGUAUUGGGACAUCAGAAGACAAUGAUGACAUUUUCCCUUGUUUGUGGGUAGGCUAUAAUAUAUCUGGCUCUGCUAUUAUAAAACAUGGUUGGCUUUACAUAAAUGAUCAUAAAAUCAGACAGUUAUCAGAAUUACGUCCCAAUGAUAACAAUGCAUCAGACACAAGUACGAAUGUCUUCCACAUGGAACCAGGUCGAACAUUGUUUAUGACAAUGAGGGUCUGUAAUGAUGCAAUGCUGUGUACCAACAAAUCUCUGGGCUCUAUCACCAUCACUGAUAACAAGGCUGUGUUACAGACAUCUGUUAAUGGAGAAGCCAUUAAACUGGUCCAUUCAUUCUCAUCCAAUUCUACACGAAGAAAGAGAAGUGUGGAUUCACUUACUAUAACUACACCUGAUGGACUUGAGUCAGGCCAGAGUAUAAUGAUGCAGCCACUAGAGGAAAAAGACUUGAUAACAGACUAUAGGUCAGACUCAUCUCCUCACUUCCAGCCCUACAUUGUCAACCCAGAUACCACAUCUGAUAUGGUGGAAAGAUUAUUAUAUAAAAGGCCACUGCACAGUUUUUACUCUUUUGCACUGGUACCUAUUGGACAUCUGUCAAUGCCAGGACCAGUAAACAUCACAUUUAAUGACUUAGUUGGUGAUAAUGAUGAGAAUAAGACAGCACUCUUACAUUGGAAUCCUAUUAUGCAACAAUGGGAGAUAACUAGUAGAACAUGUGGUCAGGAUUCAGAGGUUGUCAAUGGAGAUGGAACUAUAACUGUUAUGAUUUGUAAUACAUGGAUUGAACAUGAAAACAAACAGGACAAGUCCAACAGGAAGAAGAGAUCUGCUGAAGUUACUACUCCUUACCUGUCAACAGAAACCCAGUAUAUACUGGUAUCCCUCAGUAAAGGAGUCUACAAUUCACCACCUUGGCUCAUCAGUUCAGAUAAUGUUACUAUAGAAGAGGAUUCAGGCACUCUACAGUAUCCCUUACAGGCUUUUGAUGAUGAAGGAGAAGAGAUUAAGUUUACUUUAGAUGACACUUUUACUGGGUAUAAAAUGUCUGAACCACUACUGACUGAAGAUGGAAUUCUGUUGUAUACACCUUGUAAAGAUUGUUACGGAGUAGAAUCUAUCCCUAUCAUACUAAAGGAGAACCAAUCAGAUCCAGACAUUCCACCAGCUGACACACCUGUCACAGUGACCAUUAAUGUUAUAGAUGUUAACGACCCUCCAGUCAUGUUUGUUACUCAGUAUGGCAAGUCUGUCAUGCAUUCAGAUCCUACAGAACCCAUUCAGGUAUAUUUAGAACAGAUGAAUACAUUUAACAAAGAGAAAUGGAAUCAGACGUAUACAGCACUGAUUGGUGCCUAUGAUAUUGAUAGAAGUGAUAGUCUCCAUAUAGAGGUCAAUGAGCCAUCACAUGGUAACCACACACUAACUGAGAAAUCUACAGCACCCUUUGAUGUACAGCCAUGUACAGAAAAGCAACAGGUGAACAGUCUACCUUGUGGUAACUUUAGCCAUACAUUACCUUAUGCUGGGAAGAAUAUGUCAUGGAUUUAUUACACCAUCAGUUAUGACCAAGCUAUGUUGUUUUCUGGUUAUGAUGAAAUCAAAAUAUAUAUCAACGAUACCCACAAUGCAACAUCAAAUGUUGUUACCAUUAGAUUUAUCAUCAUGGAGUCACCUUGCCAUAAUGAAGGAAUUUGUGAAGGUAAGAAUGACAGUUCAUUCCCACUGUAUCCCUGUCAGCAUUCAAACAGAGCUGAGGGCUUUGACAAGUACUACAGAUGUAUAUGUAAACCAGGGUACACAGGGAUACAUUGUGAAACUGACAUAGACGAGUGUGAGACCUCUCCCUGUACUGAGCCCCAUGUAUGUUACAACCAGGUUAAUGGAUACAAAUGUGCAUGUCCACAGGAUGAUCCUAAAUGUGACUUUAAACCAUGGAUAGUAGCUGUUAGUGUGGUGGGGGGAUUGAUGUUCCUGUUUAUAAUACUGGCAGCUCUCUACAGACGUAAAGUCAAAAAGAGUGGCCAUUUUAGAUGGGUAGAGAAGCAUAUUCUAAAGAGAAAAAUGAAUGAUUCCCUGACAUCACUUAGAUCUGAAUCCUCUGAAGCCAGUAUGGGAGAUAUCAAUUUUGGAAGCCUUGUUUUUACUGAUGGUAAAACUGGACCUUUUGACAGUGAUGCAAAUGAAUCAUCUGUUGACAAGGGUUUAAUUUUAUUCCCAGAAAAAGAUGGCAAAGCAGAGCCCCAAAGAGGAUGGAGACGACCCUUUGUAUCAGAGUUUCCUCUUUUUAACAAUGCAUCAGUCAGUCCAGAGCCACUACAACCAAAUGCUAAACCAGUAUUUGAGCCUAAAUCUCUGGAACCAACUGAAUCUGACACAGUUGGAGGUUUAACCACGGCUCCUGUUAUCGUGAAGUCUGAGGGCCUUAAGGCAAAGGGAAUUACACCAGAUUCACAAGGGAGAAACAGGAAACCAGCUCAACUAGAAAAGAUUGUCAAUCCUGAAAAGUCCAGCAAAGAAGGCAAAGAGAAGAGAAAGCAUAGUAAGGAUGCCAAAGAGGAUUAUCCUGAAAACUGGGUUAUUCCUUCACUUGCAACAGCAUUUGCCAUGCCAGAUCCAUUGAAAGGCUCUAACCGUCCACCAAAGUUUAAGCCAAAAAGACCAAAAUCACAAGAUUUAAAGAACUGGACACCUGAAUUCACAUCGCACAGGACUGCAGAAUCCUCUGGUCAAGAAAUAGAUCUGGAGAUGACAACUUCAGAGAGACCAGCAUCAGGUCAGAGACCAAAGUCACCAUACCGAGUGAUGGAACAGAAUGAAUCAUCAACUGAUGACCCAGUUCCAUAUAGUCUUUAUCCUGAUACUAAGACACCAAUGCUGUGAUUGAAUGGACUUGAAAACUGAUUUACGUCAAAUUUGUAGUAAUUGAUUAUUUUGUGAUUUUAUUCUUCCGUCCAUUUUAGACUGUGAUACAGUUACUUCUUCUGUUUUGUUUAAGUUAUUGCAUAUAUUUACAUAAACUUGUAUAUUCUUAUUUAAUAUUUAAAGUCUGUCCAUAGACAUUAAAGCAUCUGCUUCUAAAGAAAAGUUAACAAAAAAUAGUAAUAAUUCUCAAUGGUUGUAACUAUACUCUUUUAUUUGUCUUCUUUUAAAAAACUUACAGUUGACCAGGUAUUUUUAAAAUUCAGUAUUCAAAUAUUAUACAACUAACGCUUGCUAUGUUUAUUACAUACUAUACAACUAUAAUGAUAUAAAAUAAAAUAUAA
This is a messenger RNA of Mytilus trossulus (common blue mussel), 3837 nucleotides long. RefSeq lists its product as uncharacterized. Gene Ontology annotation, cellular component: membrane. Bases 59 to 3454 code for a protein of 1131 amino acids. Lineage: Eukaryota; Metazoa; Mollusca; Bivalvia; Mytilida; Mytilidae. The record is from RefSeq and is a predicted model, not a curated record. The transcript is spliced from 16 exons. Gene Ontology annotation, molecular function: calcium ion binding. Gene Ontology annotation, biological process: homophilic cell-cell adhesion.